AUGACCGAGUCCGUGCUAUUCAGACGGGGGGUAGUUGGUGCAACUUCGUCCCUCUCUCGGGCUCCCCGCGUUCGCACUCAGAAUCCGGCCUGGCGUCGACCAACUCCUCCGUACUCGCGACAUGUCACAACAGAUCUGAACUCGGGAGCUGCGGGUCAAGAUGCGCCGAAUUCUACUACCUCUCCGACGCAGUCGACCCGCUGGAAUGCCUUGAAGACCGCAAAGCCUUUCUCGGAUUUCUUGACGGACACCUUCAAUCGCCAGCAUGAUUAUCUCAGAAUAAGCGUCACGGAGCGCUGCAACCUCCGUUGCUUAUACUGUAUGCCUGAGGAAGGGGUGCCGCUCUCCCCGCCCGCGCACCUUCUGACUUCACCGGAAAUUGUGUACCUCUCAUCGUUAUUCGUCUCUCAAGGCGUGAAGAAGAUCCGCCUGACCGGCGGCGAGCCAACCGUUAGGAAGGAUAUCGUUCCUCUCAUGCAGUCGAUCGGAGAACUCCGGCGGGACGGACUCCGGGAGCUAUGCUUGACUACAAAUGGGAUCUCGCUACACCGGAAACUUGAACCCAUGGUAGAGGCUGGGUUGACUGGUGUAAAUCUCAGCCUGGAUACCCUGGAUCCGUUCCAGUUCCAGAUUAUGACGAGGAGGAAGGGCUUUGACGCCGUUAUGAAGAGCAUUGACCGGAUUCUGGAGUUGAAUAAAAUGGGAGCUGGAAUUAAGCUCAAGAUCAAUUGUGUCGUGAUGCGAGGACUGAAUGAACGGGAGAUCCUCCCGUUUGUUGAAUUGGGGCGUGAUCGUCCCAUUGAAGUGCGCUUUAUCGAGUAUAUGCCUUUCGAUGGCAAUAAGUGGAGUGAAGGGAAGAUGGUCUCGUACCAAGAGAUGCUGGAUAUUAUCCGGGAAAAAUAUCCAACAGUGGAGAAGGUGACAGACCACAAGAACGAUACGAGCAAGACUUAUCGGAUCCCCGGAUUCCAGGGAAAACUCGGGUUUAUUACAAGUAUGACCCAUAAUUUCUGCGGGACAUGCAACCGCCUUCGCAUUACGGGUGAUGGAAACCUCAAAGUGUGCCUAUUUGGAAAUUCAGAGGUAUCAUUGCGAGACAUUAUCCGACAGCAGAACAAUGGUGAGCCUAUCGACGCCACUGUAUUGGAGGAUUUGGGACUCCUUGAGGCAGCACGAACCGCAGCACGCAUCCAUGAUGAGGGCGGUCUUGUCGAUCAAAGAGAGAGGGAAGUCCUCGACAUUAUUGGCAUGGCAGUGAAACGAAAGAAGGCGAAGCAUGCUGGCAUGGGUGAAUUGGAAAACAUGAAGAACCGGCCAAUGAUCCUUAUUGGUGGGUCACCACUUGUGGCUAUGGGCAAGUGGACAAACAUACCGACGCAUGUACUCGGUGCUAGAGCGCCAACAGCCUCGCAAAUCCGACUAUUUCACCCAAAACCUACCAAUGCCGGGAAAUGGGGUCAAUUCCCCCGAAAAGGCAACAGCUCAAAGCCUACUCCCCUUCCAACAGCUUCCGACCCCGACCUACCACACCUCAACCGCUCACAGAAUGUGCACAUGACGCUUAUUGACGAGAAACCGGAGACAAAACGACUCGCGACGGCCACCUGCAUGGUCCAUUUCUCCAACCGACGGCCCUGGGACUUACUCCGGGAAGGUAAAGGCACCCAUAAGGGAGACGUCUUCAGCAUUGCGCGCAUCGCCGGUAUUACCGCCGCAAAGAAGACCCCCGAUAUUGUCCCUCUCUGUCACCCUGGGCUCGGUUUGACUGGAGUCGAGGUGGACGUUAAGUUACUGGACCCGCUUCUUUGUAACGAUGAGAAGAAGGCGGAAUCGACAUCAAGGGAACACGGGGCAAUGCAUGUAACGGCGACCGUGAGCUGCUUGGGCCGAACGGGUGUGGAGAUGGAAGCCAUGACUGCGACAAUGGGGGCUGCCCUGACGGUGUACGAUAUGCUGAAAGCAGUUGACAAGGGCAUGGUCAUUGGAGGAGUGAAGCUCUUGGAGAAGAAGGGGGGAAAGAGUGGACAUUGGGUUCGGGAGGAAGCUGUCAAGGAUUAG
Molecule: messenger RNA, 2058 nt
Organism: Aspergillus versicolor CBS 583.65
Lineage: Eukaryota; Fungi; Ascomycota; Eurotiomycetes; Eurotiales; Aspergillaceae
Exons: 2
Coding region: 1-2058 (685 amino acids)
Biological process (GO): Mo-molybdopterin cofactor biosynthetic process
Molecular function (GO): GTP 3',8'-cyclase activity; cyclic pyranopterin monophosphate synthase activity; metal ion binding
Source: RefSeq, a predicted model, not a curated record